AUGGCAGGAGACAUAAGUAAGAUGUAUAAUUCUGUGCUCAUUUCGGAGCUGGACCAGAUGACGCACAGGUUCCUAUGGAGGGAUAUGAACCCUAACAGAGAACCAGACCACUAUUGUUUGCAAACAGUGACCUUCGGAGACAGACCAAGUGGCAUAAUUUCCAUAACAGCGCUACACAUGACAGCGAAAAUGUUCAAAAAUAAAUAUCCUGAAACAUCCGACAUGAUCAUUAAUGAUUCCUAUGUCGAUGACAUUCUCCAUUCAUGUGAGACCAUCUCAGAAACCUAUAGCAAAAUAAAUGCCACAGAUGAAAUCCUUAAGGAGGGAGGAUUUCAAAUAAAGCAAUGGGUGAUUUCGGGCCACCAUGACAUGACAGAGGAUGUGAAAGUAAUUGAUACCGAGGUCGAGAAAGUGCUGGGCAUGAUAUGGGAGCCAAAGGAGGAUCAGUUUUCCUUCAAAGUAAGAAUCAACUUCUCAAAAAGGUGCAAGAAUGUCCGCCCUGGGCCUGAUCUCACAGCAGAUGAAAUAACACACAAACUGCCGAGCAGUUUGACAAAAAGAAUGGUUCUGAGUCAAGUGGCUUCACUAUAUGACCCUCUGGGCUUACUGACACCUUUCACAGUCCAGUGCAAACUACUACUGAGAAAACUCAUCACUUUGAAACGGGAACAAGACGGAGUGGAGCAAACGCUGGGUUGGGACGAUCCAAUUCCUGAUGAUGUGUAUGGGGAAUGGGUGUGCUUAUUUAAAAACAUGUUUGCACUAGAGAAAAUAAAAUUCCAGAGAUGCAUUAAACCGGAUUCAGCAAUCGGUAAACCUACGCUUGUUGUGUACGCGGAUGCUAGUAAUAUUGCUUACUCAGCUUGUGCAUAUGUUCAUUUUCAAUUACAGGAUGGCACACACUCGGCCCAGUUACUUGCAGCCAAAAGUAGAAUAGCUCCCCUACGACAAAUGACUAUUCCAAGGCUUGAACUCUGCGCAGCCGUGCUGGCUUCUAGGUUACGUAAGACAAUCGAGAAGGAGUCAAGGUUUGUAGUUGAACGAGUGUUCCAUUUAGUUGACUCACAGAUCGUGCGAUCACAGAUACAGAAAGAAUCUCAUGGAUUUGAAACAUUCGUGGCCACAAGAAUCGCAGAGAUCCAAACGCAUACAGACCCCAGUGAAUGGUGGUGGGUGGCUUCAGAUGAUAACGCUGCCGACUGCGCCACACGUCCCCAGCAUCCUCUGAGUUUGAGGUCCGAUUCUGUAUGGCAGAAGGGACCAGAGUAUUUGACUCUUCCUGUCGAAGAAUGGCCAAUCAGUCAACCCUAUGUGCGAGGGCUUCCUGAUAGGAAUGGCACAUCACUUUCAUGUAAGACUGAGAGUAAUCAGAACACUAAACAAUCCCUAAUAGACAUUGAAAGUUUCAGUUCUUAUGAGAAAAUGAUCAACACUACUGCAAUCGUCUUGUCCAUCUGCAAGAAGAAAACUUUCCACAACAUACUGCAGAACAUUACAUCUGAGAACCUAAGGAAGCAGAACAUUACUGGGUGA
Portunus trituberculatus (swimming crab) is the source of this 1533-nucleotide messenger RNA. RefSeq lists its product as uncharacterized. Bases 1 to 1533 code for a protein of 510 amino acids. The transcript has a single exon. The record is from RefSeq and is a predicted model, not a curated record. Lineage: Eukaryota; Metazoa; Arthropoda; Malacostraca; Decapoda; Portunidae.